Messenger RNA from Suillus plorans, 1306 nucleotides. RefSeq lists its product as uncharacterized. Bases 290 to 1306 code for a protein of 338 amino acids. The record is from RefSeq and is a predicted model, not a curated record. The transcript is spliced from 13 exons. NCBI's taxonomy places the organism in Eukaryota, Fungi, Basidiomycota, Agaricomycetes, Boletales, Suillaceae.
CGAAGAGUUAACGCUCUAGGCAUCUCCUAACCUCCAAAGUUCCAAGCUGGAAUCAAAUUUUCUAUACAUAAGGAGUACGAGAACUCCACCUGACAAGUGAACGUUACCAGCGGCUCGUCGACUGCAACACAUCCACGUUGCAAAUUGAAGGUUCUGCAUUGGUACUUGUUUUGAUUAACAUCCUUAUGAUACGACGGCCUGAUGACGAUCAUGCAACCGCUUGAUCCACGUGGAUUGCACAGAUUCACCCCUUGAUCUCAUUUCGCACUGGAUAACGGUAUACAUAUAUAUGAUACUGCGAAUGUUAUUGACAUACAUCUACCAAGUUUGCCUCCAUCGACACCCAUUCUCUACCAAUAUGACUGUAGUAUCAAAUGAUCCCAGUUGGUGGCCGGCCAUCAUUUCAUAUCGUUUGACUAGCUAUUUUUCAGUCGCCGCCUUUGUUGCAGUGGUGUAUGAUUGGGCACUUACAUUCGGACAAGAGGUGGAGUUGAUCUGGAAACAACGCUGGUCCUUAAUGACAGUUAUGUAUCUCAGUGUGCGCUACCUUGGAAUCUUAUUCGCUGCCCUGUACAUGCUGACAUACAGCGAGUGUUCCGACCAUCUCGCUGACAGAUACAGCUGGAUUAUGUACACCGCAUUGGAUUGGACUAAUGUUGUGGUAUUUGCGAUGCUGUGGGUCAUCAUCAUCGCUUGGUUGCAUGCCAUGUAUCAAGGAUCCAGAAAGAUCUUGAUGUUUCUCAUUGUCACCUUCCUGGCUAUCAACACUUUCGAUGCAGUGACCAUCAUAAUGGCAACGAUGGAUACGUCAGGGGAGGAACUCAUUCUCUCUGGCACUUAUCAGUGCCAGUUUAACUAUCCGAAAGACAUCCCACUCCUGGAUUCGAUUACUUGGAUGCUUGGCACUGUAUGGGAGGUCAUCGCGCUGUGUCUCGCUGUCUGGAUUGUGGUAAAACACUUCCGUGAACUGCGACAACAUUCGGCAGGAGGGAUUAUCGAGGACUGUUUCACGGUGUUGAUAAAAACUCAUGCACUUUACUUUGCGAGCUUUGUUGCUGUUUCUUGCAUCGAGCUCAUUGUUAUUUUCUCUCCGACAUUAUUAAUGAGCACUUCCCUGGUCCCUCAGAUUAUUUCUGGGUUUAUUCAGAUUUUGGAGGCCGUGCAGAUGUUUGUGUUGGGACCGCGCCUGAUCCUUGGUGUUCGAGAAUACCACGCUAAGCUCGUGGCCGAUUCUGACGCAGCAACUGGUAUGAUCUCAAUCGCUUUCCAGGAGCGGGUGCAUAUAUCGACUGGCAAUGGUGUGUGA